Messenger RNA from Morus notabilis, 1416 nucleotides. RefSeq lists its product as uncharacterized. Bases 1 to 1416 code for a protein of 471 amino acids. The transcript has 3 exons. Lineage: Eukaryota; Viridiplantae; Streptophyta; Magnoliopsida; Rosales; Moraceae. The record is from RefSeq and is a predicted model, not a curated record.
AUGGAUCUGCUGAAAGAAGGAGGAUCCGUAUCGCGUCCACCUCUGCUUGAUGGCUCAAAUUAUUCUUAUUGGAAGGCUCGAAUGAAGGCUUUCAUUAAGGCUCAAGAUGAAAAAGCUUGGCGUGCUGUCCUGACUGGCUGGAAGCAUCCAGUAACUAAGGAUACAGAAGGAAAAGAAAAUCUCAAGCCUGAAGAGUCAUGGAGUACUGAUGAAGAUAGGUUGGCCAACUACAACUCACGCGCGCUCAAUGCAAUAUUCAAUGGAGUUGAUGUUAAUCACUUCAAGAUGAUAUCCACAUGUGAAUCGACUAAAGACGCAUGGGAGAUUCUGGAGGUAGCUCAUGAAGGAACAGCCACCGUUAGACAAUCAAAAUUGAAUAUGCUCACUACUAGGUUUGAAACUCUUCGGAUGCUUGAAAUUGAAACCAUCUCUGAAUUUAAUUCUCGAUUAUGUGAUAUAGCUAAUGAAUCUUUUGCUCUUGGUGAAAAAAUCUCCGAGGCAAAACUUUCAGUAAAACCAGAAGAAAACGGAAAUCUCUUUGAUUCAGACAGUUUCAGCAAUGAUGGAGAACUAACACAUGAGACUAUACAGGAGGCUUAUGAAUCAAUGUUCAACAAAUGGAUUCAGGUGGUCAAGUUGAACAAGUCACUUGAGAAGAAAUUGGCAGAUGUUGUACAAGAAAAGGAGGAUCCAAAGAUGAGGCACGAGUCCAAGAUUGCUGAAAUGAGAAAAAGACUGCAGGAAGCUAAUGCAGAGUUAGAACGUACUCAGAAGACCUUGAAGAUGAUGAAUACCGGUACUGCGAAAUUAGAUCACAUAUUUUCUAUGAGAAAAUCCAGUCAUGACCACUUUGGACUAGGCUACAGUGGAGAAUGUCAGUCAUCUAAUUUUCCAGGACACAUCCAGCCACGGUGUUACAAGUAUCUGAAUGCCUUAAAACGAGGUAUGCAUCUGACUUCACCAAAUGUUGCAAGACAGACACCAAAGAGGAAGAUUAAUGGAGAUAACAGAAGUACACGUAAGGUGUGGGUGAGAAAAUCUGACUUAAGUUGUCAUGCGGCUUACACGUCUCUGAAAGCAAGUACUACCAACUCUUGGUAUUUUGAGAGUGGAUGCUCUAGGCAUAUGACUGGGGAAAGAAGUUUUCUAAAGAAUUUUAAAAGUUUGACCGAUGGACACGUGACUUUUGGUGAUGGUGUUAAGGGUAAAGUGCUUGGAAGAGGAAUUCUAGAUGUUGAUGGAUUACCAAAGCUGAAGAAUGUGUUACUUGUGGAAGGAUUGAAGGCUAAUCUCAUAAGCAUUAGCCAGUUGUGUGAUCAAGAACUCUUUGUGAGUUUCUCCAAAAACAAGUGUCGUGUGUUGGAUGAGGAAGAAAACUGUGUGAUGGAAGGAUCAAGAUCAUCGGAUAAUUAUUAG